Messenger RNA from Dipodomys spectabilis (banner-tailed kangaroo rat), 527 nucleotides. Its product is annotated as histone H2B type 2-E. Gene Ontology annotation, molecular function: protein heterodimerization activity; DNA binding; structural constituent of chromatin. Bases 60 to 440 code for a protein of 126 amino acids. Gene Ontology annotation, cellular component: nucleosome. The transcript has a single exon. Lineage: Eukaryota; Metazoa; Chordata; Mammalia; Rodentia; Heteromyidae. The record is from RefSeq and is a predicted model, not a curated record.
CCCCUCGCUAACCUGCGUUAGUGUUGUUUUUGCUUUUUGUCUGUCUUAUUUCUUAAACCAUGCCUGAGCCGGCCAAGUCCGCUCCGGCUCCUAAGAAAGGAUCCAAAAAAGCCGUCACCAAGGCGCAGAAGAAGGACGGCAAGAAGCGCAAGCGCAGCCGCAAGGAGAGCUACUCCAUCUACGUGUACAAGGUGCUGAAGCAGGUGCACCCCGACACCGGCAUCUCGUCCAAGGCCAUGGGCAUCAUGAACUCGUUCGUGAACGACAUCUUCGAGCGCAUCGCGGGCGAGGCGUCGCGCCUGGCGCACUACAACAAGCGCUCGACCAUCACGUCUCGGGAGAUCCAGACGGCCGUGCGCCUGCUGCUGCCCGGGGAGCUGGCCAAGCACGCCGUGUCCGAGGGCACCAAGGCCGUCACCAAGUACACCAGCUCCAAGUGAGUCCCUCCGGGGCUCGGCGCGCAGCAGUCGCUUUUUCCUAAAGGCUCUUUUCAGAGCCACCCACCUAUUCACCAGAAAAGAGCUUUA